UUUUUUUUUUUUUGUCUCUUACUUGCUUGCAGUCUUUAGACUGCGAUCAUCCUGGAGCAUUGCAUUGGUUUUUCUUUCUUUUAAGCCUAGUACUUAAUUUAUUGGCCCCUCUCUAUUUUCGCCGAACCGCUAAGUUACCUGAACGUAAGCAAAUCAAAAUCGGGUGUCAAACGGUCGUCACACAUACACAUAUUAUACACCACGGGCUUCUUUUAGUUUCCGUUUACGAAGUUCCCUCACAAGGUUUUGGUCAGCCUGGUGUCAUAACAGAAGACACUCACCAAAUUCCUUGACCACUCAACCACGCCAGCGACCGUCCAUUAAUAUUUGACUUUGGUAAGGCUGCGAGCUGGUGGAACCGUUAGCACGCCUGACGGAAAUACUUAGCGGCAUUUAGUCCGUCUUUAUAUUCUGAGUUCAAAUUCCGCCGGGUUCUGAGUUCAAAUUCAGGGUCGAUAAAAUGAGUACCACUAGAACACUGGGGUCGAGUUCAUCGACUCAGCCUCACCCCCGGAACUUGUUGGCCUUGUGCCAAAAUUUAAAACCAUUAAUAUUAGACUUUCGAUUUUCAAUUGUCUUUUUUACGUUCAACUUGUCUCUCUGAGAUUAGAUGGUUGUGGUCAGUUAUUUUUUAAUUAUUUUGUUAAUUAAUUAGUUUGGCGAUCGCUCGUUGCGUUACCAUCAAUUUUUUUUAUACAGAAGAGACACAUUUUGGGUGGGACCGGCUUUCAGUCGCAGUUGUUUCAUCUAAUUGAUUUGGUGAGAUUUAAUUCAACUUAUCGAUCUCUUUAACCAAGCAACUGUUUAUAUAUAUAUAUAUAUAUAUAUGUAUAUACAUACAUAUCUUAGCCAAAAUAUUUGUGAGAAAAUAUCAGCAUUUUACCAGAAUUUUGGAAGUCAGAGACAUUGAAGAAUUUUUUACAUACAAAGCAUCAUCAAUGUUUAUUACGUUUUGAUUACUAAAGGAUGGUAUUAUACAAAAUAGAUGUAAACCUGUUUAUGUAAGUCUUUGGUAGAAUUACCAUGAAAUAUUGAAAUAUUUCCCCAGUGAGAUUAAUUGCAACAUUCUUCUCCUUGAUUGUUUGUGAUGUGUACAAAAUGGUUUUUCCAUUGUAAUCAUAUUCAAUGAACUUUACGUCAUCUGUAGAUAUUAAAAAACAAAAAUGUCACAGUUGCUAGAAUUAAAAGCAACAGGAAUAUUUGUCAGGAAUGAAAUAUAAAAACGAAAAGCGAAACUUGUGUUGAGGUGGAAGAAGAAGAAGAAGUAGAAAAAAUGGAAAAUGAAUUACAUGAGGACCAGGUUGGAUUCAGAGCACCCUCCAAGAGGAUUGAUUAUUCCAACAAGCUGCUGAAAAACAAUGGAAAAGCUAUGUACCACUGCGAAAUCUGUAAAAAGUCAUUCUCCCAGAAAGGUAACCUAACUAUUCACAAACGCAUUCAUACAGGAGAGAAACCAUAUCAGUGUGAUAUCUGUGGAAAAUCCUUUGCUGGAAGCAGUGACUUAACAACACAUAAACGUAUUCAUACAGGGGAAAAACCAUAUCACUGUGAUAUCUGUGGUAAAUCAUUCUCUCUUACAGGUAACUUAACUACUCACAAGCGUACUCACACAGGAGAGAAACCAUAUCACUGUGAUAUCUGUGGUAAAUUAUUCUCCCAUGUAGUUAGCUUAAGUAGUCACAGGCAUGUUCAUACAGGAGAGAAGCCAUACCAUUGUAAUGUUUGUGGUAAAUCAUUCUCUUUAAGAAGUAACUUAACUGUUCACAAUUAUAUUCAUACAGGACAGAAGGUAUAUCACUGUGAUAUCUGCGGUAAAUCGUUCUCGCGAAAUAGUGUCUUGGCUAUCCACAAACACAUCCAUACAGGAGAAAAGCCAUAUGACUGUGAUAUCUGUGGUAAGCUAUUCUCCCGGAGUGGGGAUUUAUCUAACCACAAACGUAUUCAUACAGGAGAGAAACCAUUUCACUGUGAUAUCUGCGGUAAGUCAUUUGCUCAAAGAAGUAGUUUAACUGCUCACAAACGUAUUCAUAUGAAGGACAAGCGGUAUCACUGUGAUAUCUGUGGGAAAGCAUUCUCUCGGAAACGUCAGUUAACUACACAUGAAUGUAUUCAGGCAAAAGAUUAAUUCUAUGAACAUCAAAAAUCAUUCAAGGAAAGUAAUAUUUAUUGGCACUUUGUCGGUUAUGACAAUGGGGGUUCCAGUUGAUCCGAUUGACGGAACAGCCUGCUUGUUAAAUUAAUGUGCAAGUGGCUGAGCACUCCACAGACACGUGUACCCUUAACGUAGUUCCCAAAGAGAUUCAGCGCGACACAGAAUGUGACACGGUUGGUCCCUUUGUAAUUACAGGUACAACUCGUUUUUGCCGGCUGAGUGGACUGGUGCAACAAGAAAUAAAGUCGGAAUCUUGGGGUUAGUAGCCUGUGCUCUUAACCACUACGCCAUAUGCCCAUGGGCUGUAAGGGAUGAUGAUUAAUUUGCUGUUAACA
Molecule: messenger RNA, 2487 nt
Organism: Octopus bimaculoides (California two-spot octopus)
Lineage: Eukaryota; Metazoa; Mollusca; Cephalopoda; Octopoda; Octopodidae
Biological process (GO): regulation of transcription by RNA polymerase II
Molecular function (GO): DNA-binding transcription factor activity; RNA polymerase II cis-regulatory region sequence-specific DNA binding
Source: RefSeq, a predicted model, not a curated record